AUGGCAACAUUCCAACGGCGUCUUCUCCACCAAACCCUCCGUGCCCUAAGCCAUGAAAACCCUCUCGGUCUGCCCCGGACAGGUUCGAUCCCGCGAAUGCAGCGCGGGCUUCCGGAACGGCGCAAGAUCAAGAAUGUCGCUAAGGUGAUCGCCGUAUCGUCGGCCAAAGGCGGCGUGGGAAAGAGCACUGUAGCGGCGAAUCUAUCAUUGGCCUUUGCUCGGAUGGGUUACCGUUCCGGCAUCCUCGAUACAGAUAUCUUCGGGCCUUCCAUACCGACGCUCUUCGAUUUGAGUGGGGAGCCGCGGUUGUCGUCGAAUAAUCAGUUGCUGCCCUUGUCGAAUUACGGUGUCAAGACUAUGUCGAUGGGAUAUCUAGUUGGCGAGGACGCUCCCGUUGUGUGGCGCGGUCUCAUGGUUAUGAAAGCCUUACAGCAGCUUCUUCAUGAAGUUGACUGGGGCGGUCUAGACAUUCUGGUGCUGGACUUACCACCCGGCACAGGCGAUACACAACUCAGUGUCACGCAACAAAUUGUACUUGACGGUUCUGUUAUCGUCACCACGCCGCAUACUCUAGCAGUAAAGGAUGCGGUAAAGGGGAUUAAUAUGUUUAAGAAGGUCGAUGUACCCUUACUUGGCCUCGUCCAGAAUAUGUCCCUGUUUAAUUGUCCACACUGCCACCACGAAACGGCAGUAUUCGGAUCUAAUGAACGUGUUCAGGAAAUUUGUAAGGAACAUUCUAUCGAUCUACUUGGUGAUAUUCCAUUACAUCAGAAUGUUGGAGAUGACGGCCAAAGAGGGAAACCAACUGUUGUCUCUGAGCCCGAUAGUCAAAGGUCACAGGUCUUUAUGGAUAUUGCGAAGCGAGUAGGGUUGAAAAUAGGGCUGUAA
Molecule: messenger RNA, 888 nt
Organism: Annulohypoxylon maeteangense
Lineage: Eukaryota; Fungi; Ascomycota; Sordariomycetes; Xylariales; Hypoxylaceae
Product: P-loop containing nucleoside triphosphate hydrolase protein
Exons: 4
Coding region: 1-888 (295 amino acids)
Biological process (GO): iron-sulfur cluster assembly; mitochondrial respiratory chain complex I assembly
Cellular component (GO): mitochondrion
Molecular function (GO): ATP-dependent FeS chaperone activity; ATP binding; 4 iron, 4 sulfur cluster binding
Source: RefSeq, a predicted model, not a curated record